AUGAAGCCCCUAUCAAUUGCUUCGGCUCUUCUAGCGGCUGUCUCGGGCGCGAUUGCUGUGGCUACGUCCAAGGAUUCUCAUCCAUCACUGUUCAGCCCUCCUCAAGUUUUCAAGAAUGCCAAUUUGGUCCACAUUCUUUCCCUGGAGAAGAGCUACGUCAAGGAACAAAUAAACGUCCUCGUGGAAAAUGUCUCCAACGAACCCCAGGACGAAUAUUACUUCCCGUUCACCAAUGGGCAGAUAGCUCAUGCCGGUGGAUUCGAGGCGAGGGAUCGCAAGGAUUCCAGCGGUCGGCCUUUUGAUUCGGAACCGGUCGAGUACGACCCAACGAGUGAUGUCCAAUACUAUCGGAUUCGUCUCCCUGUGCCUCUCAAAGCUGGCGGCCAACAAACUCUUGGCAUCUCAUUCUAUUACUUGAAAGCAUACCACCCUGUCCCUGCCGCCAUCAAACAAGACGAGAAGCAAUUUCUCGCGUACGACUUUUCCAUCUAUGCCCCAUCAGCAUAUCCCACCACGAAGCAGAAGACCGAAGUCAAGACUGCCUCAUCAUCGAUUCCCGACUACUCCAAGAUUACCGAAGGCAACGAGGAAAUGCCUCAGAAGCAGGGCGCCAAGCUCACAUACGGUCCCUUUGGAGAAAAGCCCGCUGGAGCAGUAUCGCCGGCCCGGAUUCGAUUCGAGUUUACCAAGCCUGUUGCCCACGUGUCAACCCUGGAACGCGACAUCGAGGUCAGCCAUUGGGGCGGCAACAUUGCGUUCGAAGAGCGAUAUGCUUUGCACCAUCUCGGCGCCAAUCUGUCGACCCCUUUCAACCGUGUCAAGUUCGCCCAGUCUGCCUUUUACAGUCCGGUCUCGGUUGCGUUGAAGGAGCUUCGCGUGCCCCUCCAGGCUGGUAGCGUCAACCCUUACUUCACCGAUGUCAUUGGGAAUGUCUCCACCUCCAAGUUUAGAAGCAACAAGCGCGAGGCCCUCCUUGAGUUGAAGCCUCGGUAUCCCAUUUUCGGUGGGUGGAAGUACCCUUUCACCAUUGGCUGGAACUCGGAUGCGGCCAACCUCCUCCGCAAAACCCCCACUGGAGGUCAUGUUCUCAGAGUGCCUUUCCUCGAAGGCCCCAGACAGCAGGAAGGUGUCGAGUACGAAAAGGUUAUCAUUCGAGUUCUUCUGCCAGAGGGCGCUCGUGAUGUGAAAGUGUACACGGGAGUACCGGAAUCGUCCAUUACCGAGACCGAAAUAAGCGUGCACAAAACAUACUUGGACACAUUAGGCCGCACGUCCGUCACUAUCAAGGCGCAGAACUUGGUUGACGAAUUCCGGGACCGAGACGUGAUCAUUUCAUACGAGACAUCACUGAUGGAUACGCUGCGGAAACCCAUAGUAGUGUUUGGCAGUGUGAUGGCCGUGUUUGUGGCAGCCUGGGCAGCUGGCCAGGUGCAAGUUGGAUUCUCCAAGAAUUAA
Molecule: messenger RNA, 1455 nt
Organism: Ustilaginoidea virens
Lineage: Eukaryota; Fungi; Ascomycota; Sordariomycetes; Hypocreales; Clavicipitaceae
Exons: 3
Coding region: 1-1455 (484 amino acids)
Cellular component (GO): membrane; oligosaccharyltransferase complex
Source: RefSeq, a predicted model, not a curated record